AUUUAUUUCCAUGAGAAAGGCCAAUUCAUUUUGUUUUGUUUUGUUUAUAGAUUUGAAUGGACAUUGGGAAUUUUCGUAUAUAUAGUAGAUCCAUGAAACAAAAGACGAUAUACGUGUGAGCCAAGUUCACUUUCACUGAAGCGUCAAAACAAUAGAGUGCGGUUACUACGUUUGUAACGGGACCCUCGACACAUUACUGGUUAAAGAGUGGCUGUCCUCCUAAACUUUGGUUAGUUCAAGCGCAAAUUUCAAUCGGUAAACAACCGUGGCAUUUAAGGAGCGUUAAACAUGAACACCUUGGCUUUAGCGGCCUUUCUCCUGACGUCCACCUGUUUAGCUGUAGCCUCCCCUUAGUUCUUGGGCGAUUGGGACUGGAAUCUGUUCUCCCAUUUCCCUGAUUAUUACACAGCGCUUUUUCCGGAAUCCAAGCAGCCGGAAUCGACUGAUCUUAUGUCGGCGGAGAAUCUGUUAACCCAAGGCGUCGAUCACUCUGCCACGCUAGCUCUAGUGGGACUGGUAAUGUGUCUUAAGGAGACAAAAGCAAUAACAAAACGAUUAGAAGAGACCAUGGCGGCGUCUGUUGGAAAUUUGACGAAGGAGUUGCUCGAAACUUCACAGCGCUUGGCGGAAACCAACGACAUUGUUGCGAACUUGAAGAAGGAAUUGAAUGAAACGAGAGCCAAUUUGAUCAAGGAAUCGAAGGAAUCGACAGCUCCUUCGCAGAGUCUGGACACCAAUACUACUACCAUUGGGAGUUCAAGGAAUGACUUGGCCGACAUAUCUCGUCGUGUGGACGAAACAACCACCACCGUUAGCCAUUUGACGAAAAAGUUGUCAGAAACAUUGCAGCGCUUAGACGACACGACGGACGUUGUUGAGAAUUUCAAGACUGAACUGACUGAAACGAGAGUCAACUUGACGCGGGAAUUGACAGCAAAUUCGCGGCGACUGCAAGAUGCCACCACAAGUUCAAAGAAUGAACUAGCAAUCUUCUCACGCCGCUUGACUGAAACGAACGACACCGUUGGAAAUUUGUCGAAGAAAUGUACAGAAAUCUCGCAAAACACGUCGAAAAAUGCACAGCGCUUGGUGGACACAAAUGUCGUCGUAGGAAAAUUAAAAAAUGAAUUAGCCGGAACUUCGCAGCGCCUGGUGGAAACAAACGUCAUCGUCGUGACUUUGCAGAAGGAACUGUCCGACACUAUAAAGCAGGAAUCGGCCAAAGCUCUGAGCUGUUGCACCAAGUCAAAGGCGGAUUUGACCAAGGAACUGAAAGCGACCUCACAACGUUUGGAUCACACGGAAGACACGGUUAUGAAUUUGAAGGAGGAGAUGAACGAAACCGUCAAACGUUUAACCGAAACCAACAUGGCAGCAGGAAAUUUAAAAGACCCAAAUGAAAAACAAGCAGCGGCACUUCAACACUUUCUCGAAACGAACAUCAUCAUUGUCAGUUCGAAGAAGGAAUUGACUGAAAUGUCGCAACGUUUGACUGCAACAAAUGACGCCGUCGGAUAUCUGACAAAAGAGCUGCUCGUCACCAAGGCCAAAGUUGGAGCUUUGACUGCAGAGCUGAAAGUGAAUGGAGGACUAGCGUCCAGCAUAGGAAGAAUGCCGAAUUCAUGCAGAGAUUUACUGCAGAUAGGACACAGACAAAGCGGAUUGUAUUCCGUCAUGGGAGCCAAACAAGUGGAAACUCUUUACUGCGACUUUACCCAGACGCCAGGAGAUGAAGAUUUCCAGAGGUGGGUUGGCUUCAAUGACGUGAAAUCAAAACCCACUUACUUCCACGUCUCGAGAGCCUUGCCGUACAACGAAACGAUAACACCAAUUCCAUUCACACGAGCCAUACUCAACCAGGGAGGGGCCAUGAAUAAAGAAACGGGAAAAUUCACGGCUCCGGUGGCGGGUGUCUACUUUUUCUACUUCACCGGAACCGUAUUUUUGCCCACGGCGACAUCUUCAGCUUCUUCAACCAGACCGGAUUUUACAAUGUGCCUAUUCAAAAACUCAAAUUGCGUCGAGUGGCUGCUGGAGAGGCCAGACGAAAUCAGCACAGGGAAUCGACACGAAAGAAUCGCCUUGCAAUCGACCGUCAAUUUGAAACAGGGCGAUCAAAUCUGGCUGGCCAUUGGCAAGAAAAAGUCGCCAGGAGGUUACCUGGUCGGCGACGCUCUAACAAACUUCAAAGGUUUUCUAAUCCAAGAAGACAUUUCGCAGUCGCUACACGUCGUACCCUAAUUUCGAUUACCUAUCGCUUAUAUAAAGAAGAAAAAUACACUUUUACCUGUCGUUAUCAAA
This is a messenger RNA of Daphnia pulex (common water flea), 2301 nucleotides long. RefSeq lists its product as uncharacterized. The transcript has 21 exons. NCBI's taxonomy places the organism in Eukaryota, Metazoa, Arthropoda, Branchiopoda, Diplostraca, Daphniidae. The record is from RefSeq and is a predicted model, not a curated record. Gene Ontology annotation, molecular function: protein binding. The coding region runs from base 451 to 2241 and encodes 596 amino acids.